Messenger RNA from Fusarium oxysporum Fo47, 1313 nucleotides. Its product is annotated as dihydrodipicolinate synthase family protein. The record is from RefSeq and is a predicted model, not a curated record. Gene Ontology annotation, molecular function: 4-hydroxy-tetrahydrodipicolinate synthase activity. The transcript has a single exon. NCBI's taxonomy places the organism in Eukaryota, Fungi, Ascomycota, Sordariomycetes, Hypocreales, Nectriaceae. Bases 106 to 1098 code for a protein of 330 amino acids.
UUUGUUGCCGUCUGUCUUUUACUUUUCCUCCAUCUUUGUCGUCUCUCAUACUCCACUAGCCAUCAUUCCCCAACAAACAUCCCCAGGCACACUAGACAUCUCAUCAUGACUACUUCUAACGGUGUUACCAACGGCCAAAAUGGCCAUGCCGCCGCUCCCAAGUCGCUGCCUACCGGGAUCUACGCUCCUGUCAUGACCUUCUUCGAUCCUGAGACUGAGGAGCUCGACAUUCCCACCAUUAAGAAGCACGCCGUGCGAUUAGGUCAAGCUGGCCUGGCCGGUCUUGUUGCCAUGGGCUCCAAUGGCGAGGCUGUUCACUGCACACGUGAGGAGAAGAUUGCUGUCACAAAGGCCACCCGAGAGGCCCUGGAUGAGGCUGGUUUCCAAUCCGUUCCCGUUUUCCUCGGAGCCACUGAGGGCAGUGUCAAGGGCACUAUCGAGCUGAGCAAGCUGGCCGCUGAGGUUGGCGCUGCUGCCACUCUUGUUCUCCCUCCUUCUUAUUACAAGGCCCAGAUGAGUGAGGAUGCCAUUUACAACUACUUCACCGACCUCGCCGAUGCAAGCCCUAUCCCCAUCGUUCUCUACAACUAUCCUGGUGCUGUUGCUGGUCUUGACAUGGACAGCGAUCUCCUCAUCAAGCUCGGCCAGCACCCCAACAUUGUCGGCACAAAGUUUACCUGUGGAAGCACCGGUAAGCUCACCCGGGUUGCUCUCGCUACCGAUGCCAAGACCCCCUUCCAAGAAGGCUCUGGUUACCUUGCCUUCGGCGGUAUUGCCGACUUUACCAUCCAGACUCUGGUCAGCGGCGGUAGCGGAAUCAUUGCUGGUGGUGCCAACGUCAUGCCCAAGACCUGCGUCAAGGUUUGGGAUCUCUACGUUAAGGGCAAGAAGGAUGAGGCUCAAGCUCUCCAGAAGAAGCUCUCCAAGGCCGACUGGGUACUGACCAAGGCUGCCAUUGCCGGCACCAAGUCUGCUAUCCAGAGCUACUACGGCUAUGGUGGCUACCCUCGACGACCCCUGCCCCGUCUCACCCCUGAGCAAGCCAAGGGCAUUGCUGAGGGUAUCAAGGAGCUCAUGGAGAUUGAGAACUCACUAUAGUUCACGGUCGAUGUUUGAAUCUGUUGUUUGCUUGUCCAGUGGAAAGACCAUUGAUAUGGAUGGGUAUGAAUUUGCAUAGCGUUGCAUUUAAUGAUGAAAAGGACCCAAUGGACUAGACAUGGAUUUGGGUAUGGGCAUGUACCGUCUGGACUUGGUCAUGAUUAUAAAAUUAUGAAUGUAAAUGAACAAAAGGCUUAAGCCGAGCUAUCAUGGUG